AGCGAGUUGCCUCCAUUGAACGGCAUGGCGUUCGCUGGGUUCAUGGACAGGUACAAAGUGGCCAAGGAAAAGGAGGCCGAGAGUCCUCAGCAAGUGAACGAUGCACCGCGACACGAGUCUCGUCCACACGCGGGGAAGCAGGACGUGUCGGGAAGUGAAGCUGGAGAAAACGGCGACAAUGGCAGAGCCGUCGACACGGACUUGACGACAGCUCCCAAGGACGCGCCAGGUGAGGGCAACGAUGCCGCUGCAUCUCAUGACGCCCAUGUAAAUGGACCCAACGGCGGUAGUGCUCCAAUGGGUGCACGAGACAAUGGAUGGAACCCAAAGACAGUGGCGAUGCCAGACGCUGACACUUGGGUGGAGCCCCCACCACCCAUGCCAACUUGGGACCAUGAGUCCACCACGCCGCCUCGUUCAUCGGCCAAGCCUGCAACAAGUACACAUAAGGCGUCAAGUGGAUGGGGCAGUCCGCCAACGGUAAACACGAGCGCCAAGUCUGGCGGAUGGGGCACGACGACCUCGACGGGCUCUGCGUCAUGGAACGAUUCGUCAAAACCCCACGAAACGUCGCAGUCUACCACGACUGGUGCUGGACAGCAGUCGUCGCCGCCGUGUUUGAAGCAGCACGCGUUGGAGUCUUUCAACCAAGAGAAGCGCGAAGAAGGCAGCCAGAGGGGGCCGCGCGAUCCCGGCACAGCGUCGACGAGAUCAAAUGGUGGUUGGGGCGCCACAAGUACUGGAGCACCCGACGCGACCCAGAAGCGCUCGGGCGGAUGGGGCUCGCCAGACAAGGCCGACACCGCCAAGAAGAGCUCGGGUGGAUGGGGCGACCUGCCCGAGUCUCGACCUCCAUCGUCCGGCGGGUGGAAUACGACCAAGGGCGACAGCUCGACCCCCGCAGCGACCUCGACAUCUAGCGGCGGUUGGGGACGUCCAAACGAAGCCACGUCACGUCGCCACACGUCCGCCUCGGACAAAUCGUCGACGGAAACUCCAUCGAGCAAGCCGACGAAGCCGUCGUCGACCGGGUGGGGCGACGUCGAUCGAUCGACCAAAGCGACUGGCGGAUGGGGAAACUUGGACUCAGCAUCAACAGUCACAGGCGGAUGGGGCGACACGUCCAAGUCGACCCCACGUUCCCAUGACGUUCAGCAUGGUGGGUCGACCGAUUCCCAAUCUGGCGGAAGGCCCAAAGACAGCGGAUGGGGGGAUGCGCCGCGGCGCGACGACUCGACGGAUGACAGAUCGAGGUCUCCAAAGCAGCGGUCACCGUCGACGCCCGCCUCGUCUCGUGAGAACAAUGCAUCGUCCAAGGGCAGCGGCGGAUGGGGGGAUGUCGACAAGUCGUCCAAAGUCAGUGGAGGAUGGGGCGACCUGCCAUCCAAAGCGCCGCUCUCCGCCAGUGCCGGAGGUUGGGGCACGACGUCGGACAAAUCGGGCAGCGCGGGGGGCGGCGGCGGCGGGUGGCACGGCACGAAAAGCCAGACCAAGCCGUCGAGUGGAUGGGGAAGCACGCCAGCAUCGAGUGAAACGAACGGGGACCACGAUCGACAUCGAGGACGCAGCCCGUCGCAACACCGCCACCACGAUUCCAAGUACAACUCGAACCGCCGCGACGACAGCAGAUCUGCUUUCAACUCUCGCGACGACGACCGCAACAAGCGCCACGGGUCUCCGUCUCGCGUGGAAGGUGGUUGGCGGCGAUCGGACAAGCGGUCUCGGAUGGCGGCGUCGCCGCCCCGAGAAGCGCAAGAACCGGACUCGCCUCUGUCGUUUGGCGGCGGGGGCUACUCCCCUCCACCCCCGUUUCGCUCGCACGACCGCCACCGGUCCACUUCGCGGCCUCCACCGCGCGAACGAUCGGCAAGAUCCAUGUCUCGCCACACCCGGUCGUCGUCUCAGCAUGGCCGCGACCAUCACGCGAGUCGAUCCCGUUCGGUGGUCCGUCAGUCGCCGCCAUUUCAAAAAUGGAAUGCUCCGUACGACGGCCCGCCGCCCGACUAUUACGACAAUCCGCCGAGUCAUGCUGUCGCCGCGAGCAACAUGCGCAGCAACGUUGUCGGCGACAUUGUGCAAGCGCGCACGUCGUACGACCUGUCGAGGCGGUCCGUGUCGAGGCAUCGCAGCACGACGACGAUGUACUCGUCCGACGUGCGGGCGAUUCCCACGCGGCGGAUUGAGCCUCCCCGCAACCCCGACGAAUGGCUGUUCACGCUGGUCAAAGGCAGGAUGAUGGUUCAGUGCCGCGCCAUGCCAACCGCCCUCGCAUUCACGCGGCAGCCCAUGCCGCGCGAAGUCAACAUCACGCAGCAGCCGUCGCUUCGCCACUUUCAUUCGUUUAUGCACAUGGAGCACAAGAUUGAGUGCCCGCACUGGAUUUACGAACUGUUUCCGCAAACCCAAGCCGACACGCGCGCCUACGACGACUUUCUCACGUAUCUCCUUCGCGGACGAUCCGAGCCGUGUGCCGGCAUGUCUGUCGACGUUCAAAACUACAAAGUGAUCAUCAUGCCGCCCGGCCAAGAAGCGCGCCAAGUCGGCUACGACCAGACCCAAAUGGUCGCCAUCAUUCGCAAGAACCUCCGCACUCGAAAGUAAUGACGACGAAACAUCGCACUCUAUUCCAA
This is a messenger RNA of Aphanomyces invadans, 2630 nucleotides long. RefSeq lists its product as hypothetical. Lineage: Eukaryota; Oomycota; Saprolegniomycetes; Saprolegniales; Verrucalvaceae. The record is from RefSeq and is a predicted model, not a curated record. The coding region runs from base 25 to 2601 and encodes 858 amino acids. The transcript is spliced from 4 exons.